AUGCCUGUUGUCAACACUUCACCAAUAAUCAAGAAAGAGUGUGAAAAAGUUACAAUCAAUGAUACCGAAAGUAAUACGGAGAGAAUAUCAUACUAUGAGUCUUUAAUAGCUAUUUUAAUAACCAUUUACAUGAUUAUUAUUAUGAUUAUUCUCGUCNACUUUCAAUUGAACACAACGAUCAAAUUCGUCGACUACAAAGAAGUCGCUUGUUCUUUGUCCUUAGUGCCCGAGGUUCGUGUCAUACAUGAUUUCCAUGGUAACCUCACAAGUAUAAUCAACGAAAAAAAACGAUUUUGCCACAUCAUGCCUAUUAUACGCACAAUAUUGUUUCCACCCGUAUCACUUUCUGAUUUGAAGAUCAAAGUGACCAGCCACAAUUACGCCAAAGAGCUCGAAAAGUUCACGUGUAAUAGUGUUUGGGUCAAACUAUCAGUUGAUGAUCUUACUGCUUAUGGAGGACACAUUCCUGAAACCUGUGCUGACUAUGACAUUUUCAUAAUUAUGGAAAAAAUGUAGACCACUACAGGUAUGUAAACUCUUAAUCAUUUAUUAAUAUACAUUGCAAAAUAUAACAUAAAAAUUAUAUAUUUAUCUUUAAUUUUAAUUUUUUUUAUAGGUGUUUAAUUAAUUUAUUGUUGCGUUUAGAACCUUACUUAGCCGAGAUUAAUUUUCGGAUUUAACCUUUACUUUAAAUGCUAAACUAUCAAAAAAUACAUUCUCCUACUUUCGAUACUUGUUCAUAUUGUUACGUAUACAGGAAAAUGUCUCAACAGCCUGAUGUUUCAUUAUAUACUUUUAACAACUGUUAUCUAUCCCCAUUAAUACAUCUCUUUUAAUUAUAAUUUAGUAUGUAUACGUUUAUUCCAAUUUAUAUAUAUACGUUAUAUACGAGAUAAUAUUAAAAUGUAAUGUAAAGUAACUUUAAACCCUCAUAUUAUUUUACAAGGAAAUUUGCAUAUAUUAAAAUUUUUUUGGAAUAUAUAAGUACCUAUUAAAGGCAAGUCCCAUUUUUUACUAUUCAUUAUCUAGUUACAUAAGUUCCUCUUUUACGUUGUUCCUAUUAUAAUUUUGUGUUGUCAAAACUAAAAGUUCAAAAACGAACGAUCUAUGUACAGAAGUAUAGUUUCUGAUCAAACCAAAUUUCUUUAUAGAUGACCAAUACAUAUUAAGUGUGUUAUAAACUUCCUUUUUACGCAACUCACUUGCUACAUUUACACCUAAAUCUUAUUAGUGUUUGUUCAACAACAAGAAAUUUCCAAAAUGUACUUAUCUAACAGAACUGUUUUAUCAAUAUUCUUAGUCUUAAUUAGUGUUUUAAUUUAUCAUUUUAAACCUAAGUACUUAUUUAAUAUUUUAGAUUCUUUUUUUGCAUUCUUUAGUUAUUAAUACCAAUCUGUUUAACAGAAAUAACUUAUAAUUCAAAUUGAUUGGCCUAUAAUGAUGCAUAUUUUCAGGUGUUAUGGAUUCAGAUUUCAAGUUAGUGAAGACAUAUAGAUUACAAGAUAGUUGCAAUGAUCAACGAUUUUCAGACGAAAUCACACACAACAACCCAAAAACUUUAAUAGAUUUGUUUAUCG
Molecule: messenger RNA, 1577 nt
Organism: Cinara cedri
Lineage: Eukaryota; Metazoa; Arthropoda; Insecta; Hemiptera; Aphididae
Source: the annotation of a GenBank genome assembly